Syngnathoides biaculeatus (alligator pipefish) is the source of this 2083-nucleotide messenger RNA. It is a transcript of the gene nfyc, whose product is annotated as nuclear transcription factor Y, gamma. Bases 623 to 1699 code for a protein of 358 amino acids. The record is from RefSeq and is a predicted model, not a curated record. Lineage: Eukaryota; Metazoa; Chordata; Actinopteri; Syngnathiformes; Syngnathidae. Gene Ontology annotation, molecular function: protein heterodimerization activity; DNA binding; DNA-binding transcription activator activity, RNA polymerase II-specific. The transcript is spliced from 9 exons. Gene Ontology annotation, cellular component: CCAAT-binding factor complex; nucleus. Gene Ontology annotation, biological process: regulation of DNA-templated transcription.
GGCACCAAAGGGGCGACAUUUUAACGCCGCGCCGGAUGCUUCGAGCACUUUCUUUUCUCUUUUCCGCGCUCUUCUCGCGCUCCUUUUUCCUCCCCCCCCCUGACCCCUAACGCUGCCGCUCAAGGUAACUUAGAGCAGGAAGUUGGGGAAAGGGGGCGGGGCGGAUAGCGGGGAGGGGAGUGACUGACGUGCUCGGCCGGCCAAUGAGAACGCGGGGCUACGCGAUCUCAUUGGCCGAGAGGUGGGGCCGGGGUGGCACGUAGCAGGCUAGAUUGAUUGCUGGGGAAGCGUUAAAGGCAAAGCGGUUCGCGUCGGGAGUCGGACUGUGACCGUCCUGUCGAACCUUCCUCCUUUUCUUUUCUCUUAUUCUUUUUUUUUUUUUAAUCUUGGGGGAGGGGGGGGUCAUCACAGAAAAGACGGUGGAAGGUUAAAGGAGAUAGUUUUUUUUGUUUUUUUUCCUCCUCACCCACCCCACGGCGGACCGGAGCGAGCGUCGCUUUUUUUUUGUGCGUGCGUGUGUGUGUGUGAAGGAAGUUGGUACCGCAAGGAGACUCGAACGGCGUCCCGUCCCCGCAGCGCUCCAUCAGCCAGCCACCAUGAAGGGCACGGGGCUUUCUAGACCAUGUCCGCGGAUUCGUUCGGCGCCGGCGGCAGCGAUGCCCAGCAGACCCUUCAGUCCUUCUGGCCUCGCGUCAUGGAAGAGAUCCGGAACCUGACUUUGAAGGACUUCCGCGUGCAGGAGUUGCCUCUGGCCCGAAUCAAGAAAAUCAUGAAGCUGGACGAAGACGUGAAGAUGAUCAGCGCCGAGGCUCCCGUGCUGUUCGCCAAGGCGGCGCAGAUCUUUAUCACGGAGCUCACCCUCCGAGCGUGGAUCCACACGGAGGACAACAAGCGACGCACGCUACAGCGGAACGACAUCGCCAUGGCGAUAACCAAGUUCGACCAGUUCGACUUCCUCAUCGACAUCGUCCCCCGAGAUGACCUGAAGCCCCCGAAGCGACAGGAGGAGAUGCGUCAGACGGUGGCCCCGGCGGAGCCCGUGCAGUACUACUUCACGCUGGCGCAGCAGCCCGGCGCCGUGCAGGUGCAGGGGGCGCAGCAGGGCCAGCAGGCCGGCGCGCAGACGGCCGCCACCAUCCAGCCCGGCCAGAUCAUCAUCGCGCAGCCGCAGCAGGGGCAGAGCGCCCCCGUGGCCAUGCAGGUGGGCGACCAGCAGGUCCAGAUCGUCCAGGCGGCGGGGGGGCAAGCGCAGGCGGCCCAGGCCCCCGGCCAGACCAUGCAGGUCAUGCAGCAGAUCAUCACCAACACGGGCGAGAUCCAGCAGAUCCCGGUGCAGCUCAACACGGGCCAGCUGCAGUACAUCCGCCUGGCGCAGCCCGUCUCGGGCGCCCAGGUGGUCCAAGGGCAGAUCCAGACCCUCGCCAACACCCAGCAGGUGGGCGCCGUCUCGCGUCGCGCGGCGGGUCUGCUGUUCAACGGCGGCGCCUUUCUCACCCGAUGGCGUUCUUGCUUCUUCCAGAUCACGCAGACCGAAGUGCAACCGGGACAGCAGCAGUUCAACCAGUUCACCGACGGGCAGCAGUUGUACCAGAUCCAGCAGGUGACGGUUCCCGCCGGCCAGGACCUGAGCCAGCCCAUGUUCAUUCAGUCCACCAGCCAGACGGGAGAAACGCAAGUCACUCAAGUCACCACCGACUGAGCUCCACCGAGCGUCCCCCCCCCGCUUGCCGUUGCCGGUUUUGUCGUCGUCGUUGUUUGUUCCCUUCCCCGCCGCUCAGUCGUUAGCGUUUUUAUACAUUUUUGAUACGCUCUCUGCCGCCAUUUUGUCUCCUCGUCGUCGUCGGACAGAAGUCGCCUCGUACCUGGCGCGCGCACACAUGUGGAUGAGGAGGAGCUUCAGCGAUCCGGAUCAACGUGCCGUUUAUCCCCCCCCCCUUAUUUGAAUCCAACCGCCCUCCUUUCCCCCGAUGGCGCUUUCGUUCUUGUGUGCACGCGUGCAACGAUAGGUACAAUUUUUAUUUUUGUGAUGUUUUGUAAGCAAAUUUUGUUGGUGAAAAAAAAAAAAAUUAAAUGGAGUAAAAAA